AUGAAAGUUCUUAGUAGGGUGGAUGAAGAGACUUUGACUACAGUGAAACAUAUUUAUAAUGCCCGUCAGAAGUUGAAAACCGAGGCAAUGUGUGGUAGGUCUGUGAUGCAACAACUAAUGAAGGUGAUUGUUGAUAAUAACUAUCUACAAUGGCAUCGUGAAGAAGUGGGAACAAAUGUGAUACAAAAUGCCUUUUUUGGAGAUAGUUGGUAUAGUUCCAACUGGAAAAAAUUUUCCUGUCGCCUUUGCUUGGUUGAGAAACGAAAAGGAAAUAAAUUACCAAUGGGUCUGGAAUGUGUGAAACAGUUAUUUGAUCCAGAGAAGUUGCCGGGUGUGAUUGUAACUGACAGGGAAUUGGCUCUUAUCAACGUGGUUAGACAAAUAUUUCCUAACUCGGCUCAUCUUUUAUGUACAAGACAUAUUGGGAAAAAUGUGGACAACUAUGUGGGCAAGUUGACUAAAAAUGAAGAUAUUGUCAAAGCAUUUCGUUCUAGAUGGUAUAAGUUAGUGGAUGCACCAAGUGUUGCAUCGUAUGAACAACGAUUAAAAGAAAUGAAUGAAGCCUUUAAGUCUAUGCCAGCUGUGUUAGAUUAUGUGAAAUCUACUUGGUUGGAUCCAUAUAGUGAUAGAUUUGUCAAUGCUUUUACAAUGAACAUCCUACAUUUGGGCACAAGAACGACCAACAGGGUGGAAAGUGCUCAUGCAGCACUGAAAUCGUGGUUAAAGACUUCGACAGGAAGUUUGGAUACAAUAUGGCCAAUUAUUCAUUCGUUUUUGGAAGCCCAGAAACGUGAAAUAAAAGCCUCUUUCCAAAGGUCCCAAAACAGAGAUCCUCAUGUGACAGUGCUACGUCUAUUUAUGUUAUUGAAAGGUCGAGUAUCACAUAAGGCUAUACGCUUGCUUGAUAAUGAAUAUAAACGUGCAAAUGAAGUUGGUGUUGAUGGUUUCGUUUGUGGAUGUUAUUUAAGACAUACCAUGGACUUCCGUGUGCUCAUGAAGAUAGAUGGAAUGGAAGAAAGAAAUCAAGUAUUCAACUUACGGAUAUCCACCCUUUUUGGAGGACUCUUAAACUUAGAAGUGUGCUCCACUUACAAUUUAGAUGAAGAAUCUCAUUUUCAGAUCCGGCAUGAUAUUGAUAAGGAAUUGCAAGUGUACUUCAAGGAUAUUCUAGAUCUACCUGAACAAAAACAAACAUGCUCCAAGAAUUCUAAAACUGAACGUGGUGGAUGUGCUUCUACUUCUACAUCAGCUAAAGGUCGUGGUCGUGGACGUGGACGUUCUUCGUUGACACUCUCAAAUGCUUCACAAAUAAUUCCUCCCAAUAUCUUGCCAUUUCAUGAUCAACUCCCCUCCUACAUAGUACCUUAUAUUAGUAGUAUACACAAUGUUGGAGCUGAUGGUAAUUGUGGUUAUAGGGCCGUUUCUCGAUGGAUUUAUGAGGAUGAGGAACGAUGGCCAACUGUUCGGGAAGAGUUAGCUAUGGAGAUUGAGACUAGGUUAAACAUUUACAGUGAUAUUCUAGGAGGUCACGAUAAUGUUAGAUCAACUUUGAUCUCCCUUCAACACUAUGUCGGAUCCGCUACUAAAGAUUACUGGAUGUCAUUACUUGACAUGGGUUUUGUGAUCUCCACCAGAUAUAAUGUGGUUGAAAUGAAAGAAGGUUUUCCUAUGCCGCCGAUUUACCCAUAUUGGCGUCAUCAUCAUGAUCCUAGUGUUGCGGGUUGGUCAAUACCUUAUCAUUCAAGAUUUGAAAGAUGGAAAGUCAUUGCGGGUGUGCGAGAUCAACAAAAUAAUGUAGACCUUUUUGAGCUAGAUCCUUGA
Beta vulgaris subsp. vulgaris (sugar beet) is the source of this 1821-nucleotide messenger RNA. RefSeq lists its product as uncharacterized. The coding region runs from base 1 to 1821 and encodes 606 amino acids. The record is from RefSeq and is a predicted model, not a curated record. The transcript is spliced from 5 exons. Lineage: Eukaryota; Viridiplantae; Streptophyta; Magnoliopsida; Caryophyllales; Amaranthaceae.